Effrenium voratum is the source of this 564-nucleotide messenger RNA. Lineage: Eukaryota; Dinophyceae; Suessiales; Symbiodiniaceae. The record is from the annotation of a GenBank genome assembly.
AUGCCCGACCGCCGGCAGCUGCUGCCUUGUCUGGUGGCUCUCGCCAUCGCCGGCUGCUUCCAUAGAAGCUUUGUCCAGCCUUCACAUGAAGGACGCUUCCUCAGAAAGCUGGCUCGAGGCGCUGCCGCCGGCAAAGUAAACAUUGACAAGAGCCAGGACCUUCGUGACUUCUUGUUGGGCGAGAAGGCAGGCGCUCCCACAAAGGCCGCGCCCAAGGCCCAGGAGAGCUGGACUCAUCUGCCAGUGCUGGAGUGCGAUGAGGGUUGCAUCACUGCAAUCGAGAGCUGCCUGGAAGAAGGCUGCAGCGUGGAAGCCAUGAUGAAGCUGGAUGCAGCCAUUGCAAAGGAUGAGAAGACGGUCAAGGCGGCGCUGAAGAAAAAGGAGGACGCAUUCCUCGAGAACUUCUUGCAGCGAUCUGGUGCACUUCGAGCCCAGCUGGUUGCCAUGGUGAACCGGAAGGCCUCGGAGCCGUGGAUGGAGCAGCUCAUCAAGGCGGCGAAGCUGGCAUUCGCCUCCAGCAAGGGCGACUACCCGAAGGUCGGCGCCUUGCCUUAUUCCUCCUGA